AUGCUACCUUAUUUCCCAGACCAGGAGGAGAAAGUCAAACCGAUCGAUCAAAGCCCCACCGAUCAGCCGAUCCAAAAUCAAUUACGCUUGAACUCGAGGCUGCGGAAACUUGUACUUCUAUCGGUCCCCAGCUAUAUCUAUUUGAGCUGGGUAACGAGUUCAAUUUCGCCUCUGGAAAGAAUCGCGCUGCAAACUAUUCACUCCUUGAUUAUGCUUAAUUAUGCUGAAGAGUGGAAUACCAAGUCAGCUAAUGUCAAGUCUGCUGUACAGAAAGCCUGUCCUGGACCUCUCCCCGGGUUAUGGCGCCUAGCCUCGUUUUGCUGGAUUUCAUUACGGCACUUCCUGGACUGCCGAGGAAUUCUACAAUCUCUUGGACACGAUAAACAUAUCUGA
Penicillium robsamsonii is the source of this 393-nucleotide messenger RNA. RefSeq names its product Glycoside hydrolase superfamily. The record is from RefSeq and is a predicted model, not a curated record. The coding region runs from base 1 to 393 and encodes 130 amino acids. The transcript is spliced from 2 exons. Lineage: Eukaryota; Fungi; Ascomycota; Eurotiomycetes; Eurotiales; Aspergillaceae.